AUGGCUCAAGCUCCUAUCCCGACUCAAGCUCCCAUCGAGGCUCCUGCUCCUAUCCAGGCUCUUGAGGAGAGUGCAUCAGAAUUACGUGUUUCAACAUUGACUUUGAAAGAUGGAAGUUCAAUUCUAUCAAAUUCAUUAGAAGUAAACAGUGGAGAACCUCAUACAUUGACGUGUACAUCUAGUGUUAGCAGACCAACAGCAACCAUCAUCUGGUAUUUUGGAGGUCAGAAAAACAAAACAGAAACAACUAGGACAUCUACCUUUACAUUCACACCAGAUUAUUCUGAUAAUCAGGAACAACUUUACUGUAAAGCAUUUAAUAUACAGUCUGAAAGCCAAGCUGUAUCUUCAAAUCUUGUGUCACUGUAUGUUAAAGUGAAGGUAGCUAAUGUUACAUUAAAAGAUGGCAACACUUUAUCAUCUGGAACACUUAAAGUGACAAAUGGUGUCUCUAAAACAUUGACAUGUACAGCAAGUGAAAUUUUAGCUACAACUCCUACAAUCACAGAUCUGACAACAGAGAAGUUAGAAGGAGAUCAUAUAAAAUAUCGGUGCACUUCUUCCCAAACACGACCUGUUGCUAUAGUUACAUGGAAGCUGGGUACUCAAAUACUGAGUGAUGUGCAAAAUACAGAACAUAGUCAUGGGAAUGAUCUUAAAUCUGUUACAAGUAUUGUAACAUUUACUGCCAACAGAACUGGUAACAACAAAACAAUACAAUGUGAAACUACAAUACCUGGUCAAAGUAAUUUAUCAAAGGCUCAGGAUAAGAUGCCUGUAUAUUGGCCUCCGUCACAGCCUCGAAUUAUGAAUGAUAGUUUUCCAUUUCUAGAAGGUCAGACAGGAAAGAGUAUUUAUUGUUCCUCAUCUGAUUAUGGUAAUCCUACAGCUACAGCAACAUGGACCACACAAUAUGGAACACCUGAUAGUGCUGAUACAAGGAAACUAAGGUUACCUAAACUAACUUAUCAAGUUGAUAGAAGUCCAGUUAAAUGUCAGUUGAAUAAUUUAUUUACUCAGAGGAAAGGUCUUCAGAUCCAGUCCAAACAAUAUCUAUUACAAGUGGAAUAUUCUCCAAGAAUUCAGAUACUAGUGGAUGGGAAACAAGUCAGUACUACAACAAAAGAUGAGGGACAAACUUUGUCUGCUACAUGCAAUGCAACUGGUAACCCUAACCCAGUUGUAGACUGGUUAGGGCAACAGCCUAGAGGUCCUACUUUGUCAUUUGACGAUAUAGAUAGAACAGAUCAUGGAAGAUACACAUGUAAAGCUACAGCAACAUCAACGCAUUAUCCAAGUCAUAACUUUAUUACAGAAGAAGAAUUGAAUGUCAUUGUUAACUAUGCACCAGAUGUCACUGUAAAUGUAAGUAGCCGGAAUCCAACCGAGAACAACACCUUGACAGUUAAAUGUGAACCUAAAGGAAGGCCUACAGAUUAUCAUUUCUCGUCAAUUGUACAUAAAUGGGGAGAUGUGGUUAUAUCUAAAGUACUUAAUCCAACCAAUGGUGUCAAAGAAGUACAAAAUGCUCAACUUCAAGAUAGCGGUACUUAUAUCUGUGAGGCAAAUAAUGGCAUUCGUGACAGGAGCAAGAAGCUUGAUCAAAGUGGAAACAACACCGUCAAUGUUAAAGGUUUGUGA
Messenger RNA from Ruditapes philippinarum (Manila clam), 1641 nucleotides. Its product is annotated as basement membrane-specific heparan sulfate proteoglycan core protein-like. Gene Ontology annotation, cellular component: cell-cell junction. Bases 1 to 1641 code for a protein of 546 amino acids. Gene Ontology annotation, molecular function: cell adhesion molecule binding. Gene Ontology annotation, biological process: cell-cell adhesion. Lineage: Eukaryota; Metazoa; Mollusca; Bivalvia; Venerida; Veneridae. The record is from RefSeq and is a predicted model, not a curated record. The transcript has 7 exons.